UAAUCUUUCAUCAAUAUAUAGUUUAAUGUAUUCAUCAACUGAUGAAUAAUUAUUGUGGUUUCAAUAAUCAUACAAAAUGUAUAGGAAAUAAUAGAACUCCAAUCUCCACUAUUUUGCCAGAUAACUGGAAUAAUGGCUCCAGUUUUCCAGAAGAAGACGAUUCACCAGUGGCACUUGAUGAGUUGCAGUAUGAUGUGACUCUGGAUGGAUACUAUAAAAUUUUUGAUUCAUGUGGAAGAAUGCCAAUUAUUAUUUUUUCUCUCAGACCAUCAGAAGGGGAAGAAAAAGCAUUGGAGCAAGAGAGAAACAUCGUCAGAGAACAACAAGAAGAACUGGAGAGAGCUGCCAUAGAAUUUGGAUAUAAGCCAAAUUGGACAAACGAAAUAUUCACAAUCAUUAAAAUUAAUAAAACAUCACCUGUAACGUAUAAGCUUAAAGACUAUCAAGGAAAUCCAAUACAAGGAAGCUUUUAUACUGAAAAGCUACAAAAAGUUCGACAUUCUGACAUUUAUUUAAUUGAAAAAGUUUUGAAAAGACAAGGGAAUAAAAUGUAUGUAAAAUAUCUUGGAUUUGACAGUAGUCAUAAUCAAUGGAUAGAUAAUCAAUAA
Molecule: messenger RNA, 608 nt
Organism: Aphidius gifuensis
Lineage: Eukaryota; Metazoa; Arthropoda; Insecta; Hymenoptera; Braconidae
Exons: 6
Coding region: 42-608 (188 amino acids)
Source: RefSeq, a predicted model, not a curated record